CGCUGGCUGGUAAGGGAGGACAAGUCGGUUCGAAUCUUAUCUCCCGCUUGGGCGAUGCAGGGUGCGGAGUCGAAGGGGGCGCGGGAUGUUCGUCGCAAGGAGGCUUCGGAAAGCGGAUGUCUGUUUCUGGAAUAUUGCAAAGUAGAGAAGAAUUACAGUCAGAAUUUGGAAGAUAAAAACUAUGAAUGGUAUGCUAUUGAAAAUUAGUUGGUUCAAUGAAACAUCUGACACCCCUCAUUCUUCUUGCCUGUGGCUCCUUUAAUCCCAUAACAAAUAUGCACAUGCGCUUAUUUGAACUAGCAAGAGAUCACCUUCAUCAAACAGGAAAAUACAAUGUGAUAGAAGGUAUAAUUUCACCAGUUAGUGACAACUAUGGGAAGGAAGGAUUGGUUGCAGCAAAGCAUCGGAUUGCAAUGGUUCGGCUUGCAGUUGAGACAUCCGACUGGAUCAGAGUGGAUCCUUGGGAAAGUGAGCAAAAUCAGUGGACUGAGACUCUCAUAGUACUAAGGCGUCAUUACAAAGAGCUACUUAAAUUACACAAUAGCAGAAAACUGUGUAGAGAAAAUACUUGGUCCAAAGAAGCAACUGACUCAUCAGUCGGAUCAUCAGUGACAGUUGUUCCAGAGCUAAAACUUCUCUGCGGAGCUGAUGUUCUGAAGACAUUUCAAACACCUAACCUCUGGAAAAAAGAACAUAUUAUAGAAAUAGUGGAAAGGUUUGGAUUGGUUUGUGUUAGUCGUGCUGGCCAUGAUCCUUCUCAGUAUAUAACUAACUUAGAGUUUUUAAAUAACUGCCAGCAUAAUAUCCACUUAGUAAAAGAGUGGGUUCUAAAUGAAAUCAGUGCUACGAGCAUAAGGUGUGCCUUGCGCAAAGGACAAAGUGUGAAAUACUUGAUUCCAGACUCUGUUAUUUCUUACAUUAAGCAACACAAUAUAUAUAUUGAAAAGAUUGAAUGAAAUAAAUUAAAGAAAAUGGCGUAUUCCUUUAAAGUGUUCAUGCUGUUUACUUCACUUAAAAAAAGAUAUUGAUAAGAUUG
Protobothrops mucrosquamatus (brown spotted pit viper) is the source of this 1036-nucleotide messenger RNA. It is a transcript of the gene NMNAT3, whose product is annotated as nicotinamide nucleotide adenylyltransferase 3. NCBI's taxonomy places the organism in Eukaryota, Metazoa, Chordata, Lepidosauria, Squamata, Viperidae. The coding region runs from base 216 to 956 and encodes 246 amino acids. Gene Ontology annotation, biological process: NAD+ biosynthetic process. The transcript has 6 exons. Gene Ontology annotation, cellular component: mitochondrion. The record is from RefSeq and is a predicted model, not a curated record. Gene Ontology annotation, molecular function: nicotinamide-nucleotide adenylyltransferase activity; nicotinate-nucleotide adenylyltransferase activity.